CUCCUCAACUCAAACCCAAUCCAUCCAUUCCACCAAAAAACCCCCAAUCGCCAUCGCCAUCGCCAUUUGACCACCAUUGACCACCACCAUCAUGUCCCCACCAACCCUGACCUCACCAACCCCAACCCUGACCCUAACGCCCUCCCCCCUCACCCCAUCCGCCUUCCUCCCCUACGGCACCGCCAUCACCUCCCCCCUCCCCCGCACCGCAACCACGACCACCCCGCCACCACCCUCCGCCCUGGCCGCACUGCACCCAACACCCGUCCUCGCGAACCAAAACACCGCAUUGAAAUACAGUCCCAUCUCCCCGCUCGACGACCACUACGCCGGCAACUGUCCCAGCGGGCGCGCCUCGGCCGCGCGCAUGACCAUGUUCUCAUGCUUCCCGCGGACCCUGCGCCCCGCCCCGCCUCCCUCAACCAGCAGAAAGCAGACCUCCCCCCCCUCCUCCUCCUCUGCGGUCUUCGACAUCCGCAUCCUCGAACGCCACCCCUUCACCACCCAGACCUUCGCCCCGCUCGACCUCUCCAGCCAGCCCGCCACGGCCACAGCCACCGGGACCGGUACCCACAGCGAAAUCGAGCCGGAGCCGUACUAUCUCGUCGUCGUGGCGCCGUCGCUCAAGGGCACCACCGCCCAGGCGACGACCAGCGCAGGGGAGGUGGUGACGGUGGUGGAUCCGCCGGAUUUGCGCCGCGUGAGGGCGUUCGUGGCCCGGGGUGGCCAGGCGGUGACCUACGGGGCGGGCACGUGGCAUGCGCCUAUGGCGGUGAUUGGGUCCCGGCGCGUGGACUUUUUGGUCGUGCAGUUUAUGAAUGGCGUGGCGGAGGAGGAUGUGCAGGAGGUGGUGUUUGGGGAGGGGGUGGUGGUUGAGGUGGAGCAGGGUGAAAGAGAGGGAGUGAAGGCUAAGCUUUGAGUUCGGGAGAGGGGUUUAUGUUGGUGGUGGGAAAGCUAUGGUUUCUUUGGAAUGGGGGGUAUAGAUUGGAGCAUGGAGGGAAAAGUAGUGUACAUAAUGUGGGGAAACCGAAAU
Messenger RNA from Aspergillus japonicus CBS 114.51, 1033 nucleotides. Its product is annotated as ureidoglycolate hydrolase. The record is from RefSeq and is a predicted model, not a curated record. The coding region runs from base 92 to 919 and encodes 275 amino acids. The transcript has a single exon. Gene Ontology annotation, biological process: allantoin catabolic process. Gene Ontology annotation, molecular function: ureidoglycolate lyase activity; ureidoglycolate hydrolase activity. NCBI's taxonomy places the organism in Eukaryota, Fungi, Ascomycota, Eurotiomycetes, Eurotiales, Aspergillaceae.